Aplosporella prunicola CBS 121167 is the source of this 1520-nucleotide messenger RNA. RefSeq lists its product as uncharacterized. The transcript is spliced from 2 exons. The coding region runs from base 311 to 1267 and encodes 318 amino acids. NCBI's taxonomy places the organism in Eukaryota, Fungi, Ascomycota, Dothideomycetes, Botryosphaeriales, Aplosporellaceae. The record is from RefSeq and is a predicted model, not a curated record.
AUGAGGCGAUGUCAGAUUUCACUUCAUCGCUGGUGCUACCAUCGCACAGUGUCAGAAGCGCGAAUGCCAGGACCGGCGCAUUCGCGAUCCUGCAGCAGCCUCGCCCUCCACCCACCUCCACAUCUCAGAUCCGUCACGGGGCCCGACGAUCUGGAAAUGGGCCAGAGUCAGGACGGCCUUCCCUUGCUGCCACCGGCCAUGCAGCGCCUGGAACACAGCAAGAUCGCGCCCUGCGCCUGAACCGCAUCUUCGAAACACCAUUUCCUAGUCAGGACCCGCGUGUUCCCAUUCGCUGCUUUGUGCUGCUACAAUGCCAUUUGGCCCAACAUAUAGCCAUGCCUCCUACUUGCUUUCCGUCUCACCACCACCCUCCCGCUUCCUCACCAUGCCUCCAUCUAGACCCAGACCCUCCGAGAUUGCCGCAGAGGCAAAAAGGACUUACAUUCCUUACAUCGAACGGCAGAUGCCCGAAUAUCCAGCCUGGUCCGCUCUCCAGCCAAAUCCUCCCCCCGUCGCCCUCGAGCCCGAUGCUAGGAUCAAGGAGCGCCUCCGCGUCGCCAUCAUCGACGGGGAUCCUGUCGACGUGGCUUUGGAUUGGUACCGCUACGGCCGCCAGAAUGGCACCAUUCCCCCGUCCGCUCUCAGGAUCCCCGUUGUCAACAUGGCCAACGAGAGGCGUGCCGGUGGGGAUUGGGAAUCGGGCCUGCUUGCACCUGAAGAAUGCUUCGCUAGAAGGAGCAACCUCGUGCGAACCUUGUUGUGCCCCUGGGGGUCCCAGUAUGCAAACCCUCACUAUCCCAUACCUCAAAGAGGCGGCAUAUAUUCCCCACACGUUGUCGUCUAUCGCGACGGCCCAGAAGCAUACCAUGUCUGGAGGGAGUUUCGGGUCCUGCCAGUCAUAUCCGUAGCACCGGUGCGGCGCCCGAAACUCGACGAGACCGGCUGCCAGUAUUCAUUUGAACAGGAGAAAGAACUGAUGCUCGACAAAAUGCGCACUGUCCUGCGUAUGACGGUCUUGUACGGGCAUAGAGAUCUCUGCCUUGGUGCAUUCGGCGUUGGUCCGGGUUUCCGUAAUCCUGCUGCGGAAGUGGCCAAGAUGUGGAAAGGCUUGUUGUUUCACGAAGAAGAGUUUCAGGGUGCCUUCGCCAACGUGGUCUUUGCCAUAGAGACCAGUCAACCCGGAAACAAAGGGGGCCCUUCGGAAUAUGAAAUCUUCAAGCAGGAAUUCGACCCGUCCAACGUCUUCAGAACCACGUAUCGGCAGUAGCUCGAGCCAGGAGCUCGUUCGGUGCAUGGAGGGCUAUCUUCUCUUCUUUUCGGGCGCGGGCGCUUUGUUCCCCUCAUUGUUCAAUGCCAAUUUUCGGUCUUGCUUUGUUGUUUGGGACGAGCAGCCGACAGAAUCAUUCCUUGCAAGUUGAAUGCGAACAAUUCUGUAGCAACGUAUCUGCUAUUCCCGAGGGACGAAUGACUUUGAGCCACGCUGUAUUUCCUUUGCUCUUGUACAUCUGUCGACAUGAAAC